Molecule: messenger RNA, 363 nt
Organism: Salvelinus namaycush (lake trout)
Lineage: Eukaryota; Metazoa; Chordata; Actinopteri; Salmoniformes; Salmonidae
Product: transmembrane protein 170B-like
Exons: 3
Coding region: 1-363 (120 amino acids)
Biological process (GO): negative regulation of canonical Wnt signaling pathway
Cellular component (GO): plasma membrane
Source: RefSeq, a predicted model, not a curated record
AUGGCUGCCAUGGAGAUUUAUGAGAGCAAGCCCAAGCAGACUUCCUGCCGAGGAACAGGAAAGAUGUGGUACUGGGUGUUCCUGUGGUGUCUGUUCUCCUCUCUGUUGGUCCACGGGGCGAUGGGCCUGCUCAUGUUGGUCAUGUUGCAGCGCCACAAGAGGGGUCGCCUCAUCACCUUGGUCCUGGUCAGUCUGGGUUGCCUGGCCUCCCUGGCUGGAGGGGUCAUCACCAGUGCGGCGGUGGCGGGGGUGUACAGGGUGGCAGGGAAGGACAUGGCCCCCCUCCAGGCCCUGGUGUUUGGAGUGGGCCAGACCACCCUCUCUGUCCUCAUCUCCUUCUCACGCAUACUGGCCACUCUCUGA